Messenger RNA from Halteromyces radiatus, 568 nucleotides. RefSeq lists its product as uncharacterized. The transcript has 2 exons. The record is from RefSeq and is a predicted model, not a curated record. Lineage: Eukaryota; Fungi; Mucoromycota; Mucoromycetes; Mucorales; Cunninghamellaceae. Bases 95 to 463 code for a protein of 122 amino acids.
AUAUAUAUAUAUAUAUAUCAUCAUCUUCUCCAUCAUCUUGAUUUCAAAUAUUACUAGUCUUUUUACUUUGAAAAUAAAAAAUAAAACAACGAAAAUGUGUGAUUUGAAUUGGUGUCCUAUAUGUGAAAAAGCCAUUGAUAUUCAUUCUGAAUCUUUAUAUUGCUCGGAAGCUUGUUGCAACCAUGAUGCUUUAAAAAAGGAUGAUACUUUCCUAAUGUAUGCUGGUCGACAUCAUCACCAUUGUGAGAUAGAUCAGCCAAAUAAGACACUAUCAUUUCGGAGAUCUUCUUCUGUGUACUUAAUAAAUCAUCAUCAUCAUCAUCAUUUCCAUCAACAUCAACAUCAUCAUCAUCAUCAUCAUCAACAUCAAUAUCAACAUCAACAUCAACGUCAUCAAUAUCAAUGUCAAUAUCAGUAUCAAAGUGAUCAUCUUCCAUCUUCUCUCAAAACAAUAAAAUCAUAAAAUUUAAUAUCAUGUUAGUCGCACCGACAGUGUUUGUUGUUUUCAUUACAUAAGUUCCAGGGGCAUGCACAAACAUUCAUAGAGAUCUUUGUGACGCCGCUCAGA